AUGGAACUAAUGGCUUACAAGUAUCGGCUAAAACAAGCCAUGAAUCAAGCUAUUGAUGCUGCAGCAGAUGGCAGUGGUUUUGGCACAUCACUCAGCUCCGAUUUAAACAGUUCUCCCCAAAUGCAUCCACACUUAGAUUUCUAUGUUGAUGGUUGUACAAUUUAUGUAGCUGAUACAACUGUUGAUAGGAGAUUUUCAGAAUAUUUCAUUCUUCACAUUGAACAAUUACAACAGAUGAACAAGACAUUGGAUACAUUAGAACGACGAAUACAUGAAGCGAAUGUUCAAGAACCAAAUGAUGCAGCUCAAUUCAGAUCUUGA
This is a messenger RNA of Schistosoma turkestanicum, 321 nucleotides long. NCBI's taxonomy places the organism in Eukaryota, Metazoa, Platyhelminthes, Trematoda, Strigeidida, Schistosomatidae. The record is from the annotation of a GenBank genome assembly.